Molecule: messenger RNA, 2559 nt
Organism: Closterium sp. NIES-67
Lineage: Eukaryota; Viridiplantae; Streptophyta; Zygnematophyceae; Desmidiales; Closteriaceae
Source: the annotation of a GenBank genome assembly
CAUAGAGCAACAACAAUGAGUGACAACAAAUGGAGGAUCACCGAUGUAGCAGCGCUAUGGAACCUUCCUCUCUCCCCUGUACAACCUGCACGAGCAACGUCCUGGUCCGCACCGCAUUCCACUGUGUCGCCAGGCAAGCCAUCCCCCAGUAGCCACCAGGAUUCGUCAGAUCCCGCCUUGAACAGCCCCAUGGCCGCAGCCCACUUGCAAUGGUUCGCCAUAGUGUCAAGCGCUCAAACCGCCCCGACGGACGGCAUCCCACUUUGUCGGCUAGCCAUGAUAACACCGGCCGACACGUCAUCCGCGUCGGCCUGGCAGGCGUGCAGGAAACGAGGGAAGACGUGACAUUCUCCACGUUCGGACCGCUCCGAACAUUCCCGAAUUUCUUGGCGCUGAGUCACAGUGAGAACCAUGGUGGUUUCACCCGGACUGACAACGGUCUUUCGCGAGCCCGAUCGAGCCUUUCCCUGAUGCAGAGGAACCGCUUUCAUUAUCGAAACGCGCAAUGCUUCCACCAGCAUUCCACACGCUACCAAGUUGGUGCUACCGGUCGAGUACUAGUACCGUAUUCCGCUCGGUUUUCCUGACGCCAUGCAACAGGCUCAGUCUGAAUGUGACCGUAUGUCUAGCACCAGCUUUUCACACAGACUUACUACGUGCGCGUAACUGCUUUAGACUCCACGUACUACUUCACGAUGGCGUUACCAAUUCGCCGGAAACCUUCGUCAAAUAGCGUCGAGAGCCUUCCAUUUACAAUUCUGCUGUUCGCCGUCUCCAUCGCCGCGGCUUUCCUCGUUGCAUCUGCAUCCGCGGCGUCUCUCCCCGGACAAGUUUCGUCCCCGGCGAACGAAUCUCCAGAACACAAUACCGAUGCUACUAACAUUACUAUCUCCGCGGCUGAGCUGUCGGAUCUGGUCGCGCGGAAAGCGAGGGCCGUGGAAGCGAGGCGGCACGCGCUGGUGCUUCUCCGUGAGUUGCGGUCGCUCAACGACAGCGUCGCCGCCGCCAACGCGAGGAUUCAGGAUGCGCUGCACGCGCGGGACAAGCUCAAGAUAACGUCAGCGCGACUCGAAGAGCAGCGGAAGGUUCUUAACGAGCUUUCUUCUCUCGUGGACGAAACCGCGAGGCGGAUGUACAAGCAGCGUAACUCGCGGGGGGUCGAGUCCGACGAGGCUCGGCUCGCGCUGGUGGCAGCCGGAGAGGCGAAACUCGAAGCGGAGCGGCUGAUUACCAGAAUCUCGCGAAAGGCCAUGCGAGAGCGGGAGAAAGUCGAGUCGUACAGCGUCGCAAUGGCUUAUCGAGCCGAGCUGGCGAAAGCCAUGAAGCAGAGCCUUCAGCAGCUGGCUGAAGCUGAGAAGAAGGCCCAUGAAGGUAUGCAGGAGUAUGCAACAGCGUGGCAACGCGCCAUGGCUUCCUCAAGGGGGGUUUCCCCUCGGGUUGAGGCGGACGUCCUUAAAAUUGUUGAAGACCCGUCCGAAACGAGCCGAGAGCAAAACAAGUCGUUGUUCUCGAUGUUCUCGAAUCUUCCAUCCCGUCAGGUGGCAGCGGAUGCCAGUAAGCCGUCUUCACUGAUGUCCAAGUUGAAGCUCGAAGUACAGCACCAUGGUGGCCCGGGACAUCACACCAUGUGGAGCGCAGGAGCAGCAGCACAUGGCAGCAGAAAAGACAGCAACAGAGGCAGCGCCUUUUUUGAAGAAAUGGAUUCCGGUCCCGACCUGACGGAUCUUGAGAACGAGCGCGAAGCUGAGAAGAUGCUGAUGCAGCAGAGGGAGGAGUCGUCGAGAAAAAGGUUGGAAGCCAUGGAAGGGCUUGCUGCAGCAGAUGCAGAGGAGGCUGUUGACCAGGCUCUGCUGAACACUCUCCGAGCCGAAAUCGAGGCUUGGAAAUCUGCCGUGGCUCAGGCUCGGAAGUCAGGCGUUUUAGAGCUGCUCAGGAGGAGGCGGGAGGAGCUGGAGAAUGCGGAGAGCGACCUGGAGUUUGCGGAAUUCCAGGUGAAGGGAGCCGAGAAGGACCUUGAGCAGGCGAAUGUUUUGGCAGAGGAAACUGCGUGGUUGGCGGAAGAGCAGAAGAAGAUUCUGCAGGAAUCCGAUGAGUCUCUGACUCGAGCCAUGGCCGCCGAGGUGAAGACCAGAAGCCAGAGAGCACGGAUGCAGCGAGUGGAGGCAGAGCUGGUGAAGGCUCAAGCGGAGAGGGUGUGGGAAGAGAUGAGACGGUGGAUGAGGCGAGAUGAGGCGCUGGUUUUGGAGAGAACGCACGGGUUGCAGGACGCCAUGGCGGAAAGAGAGAAGGCAGCAAAGAAGGCUGCAGAGGUGAGAGGAAGUGUGGAGGAGAUGGAGGAGAGGUAUGGCAAGGGCAAGGGAGAACGGACAGCCAAGGAAGCCGAUCGCCUGAUGAAGCUGCUCAAGCCUGUUGUACUUGCAAAGCGUGCCAAAGCAAGUGCUGCUAAACGGGCAUGGAAUAAGCUUUUGACCCUGCAAGCCUCCCAGGUGUCUCAGUGAUUCUGUAAUUACCAACAUCGCUGUGGGGUUAUUGUAAUGCUAUGAUGUAUAUUUAUGGACC